AUGAACGCUCCAGACAGGUACGAGUCCUUCAUACUCGCUGAUGGCGAGAAGAAAGUCGAGGUCGAGCCAGAGACUCGUGUCCCAAAUGCUGCGAUGUUCACCUUCAACAAGGAGGACCACACCCUCGGCAACCUCCUCCGCGCAAAGCUCGUCAAGUCUGACCACGUCCUCUUCGCCGGUUACCAAGUUCCCCACCCGCUCUUCGCGACCUUCAAGCUGCGCGUGCAGACAGACGGCGUCAUCCAACCAAAGGAGGCGGUCGUCACUGCCUGCAAGGAGCUGGUGACGGAGCUUCAGCAAUUCGACCAAGAGUUCACCAAGGAGUUCGAGCUGAAGAAGAUCGCCGGCGCUGGAGCUGAUCUGUAA
Fulvia fulva is the source of this 366-nucleotide messenger RNA. RefSeq names its product DNA-directed RNA polymerase II subunit RPB11. Gene Ontology annotation, biological process: transcription by RNA polymerase II. NCBI's taxonomy places the organism in Eukaryota, Fungi, Ascomycota, Dothideomycetes, Mycosphaerellales, Mycosphaerellaceae. The record is from RefSeq and is a predicted model, not a curated record. Gene Ontology annotation, molecular function: protein dimerization activity; DNA binding. The coding region runs from base 1 to 366 and encodes 121 amino acids. Gene Ontology annotation, cellular component: RNA polymerase II, core complex. The transcript is spliced from 3 exons.